This is a messenger RNA of Oldenlandia corymbosa var. corymbosa, 2250 nucleotides long. Lineage: Eukaryota; Viridiplantae; Streptophyta; Magnoliopsida; Gentianales; Rubiaceae. The record is from the annotation of a GenBank genome assembly.
CGAUUACGCAAUUAAAAAGGUUAAAACCUAGGUACAGUUGCAACACGUGUCCCUGUGUCUCAUCUCGUUGGUAUACCUACUUAACUGAUGAGCUCACACUAGACACCCAUUCUCAAUCACACGUACUUGAUAAUACUAAUUCAUAAUUUGUAUAUAUAUAUCCCAUUCUCUCUUCGUCUUCUUCCAAACCGAAUAUACGUUGACAAUCAAAAAAAAAAUCUCUUCACAGUUCCCUCCAUCAAUUAUUACUCUACUACAGUAAUACUCCAUUCAUAAAUUUAUACAUGUCCUUGAUAGAUACCAAAGAUAACCAUAACAUUCGCCUCAAUCUUUACAAACAUCUCGAAAGCAUUCUUUCCUGUUUCAACAUGACUAAACUCAAAACCAAUAAUCUCAAUGGUAGUACGAAUAUCUCUAAGGAUCAAAAGGGUUCUGGAAGGCAAGAGUUGCGCAAGCUUUUGAAUUCUGAACCAACCCUUUUCUUCCCUCAAGUAGAAGAUGGUUAUGAUGAUGAUGAUAAUAGUACUACCAUUAGUAAAGACGAGUCCGGUCGCCGGAAUAGUACGGCUUCCGUUCCGAGCACUCGGUACCACUAUUACAACAUGUCUCCGGCGCCCAGCAGCGGAGCCGCUUCUCCGGCCUAUUAUUUUUCCCCUUGGAACCAACCGGUUUCCCCCUUUUCCAAGUCUCCUUGGAUUCAACAACAAUUUCUUCCACCGCUUGAAUCUCUUCAGGACAACCCGGAAUACGGGUUCGGUAACGGGUUAAUCGGGUCGCUGGUUCGAGAAGAAGGCCAUGUUUACUCGUUAGCCACCGCCGGUGAUUUGCUCUACACGGGUUCCGACAGCAAGAACAUAAGGGUGUGGAAGAAUUUGCAGGAUUUCGCCGGGUUCAAGUCCAACAGCGGGUUGGUGAAGGCGAUUGUGGUGUUUUCCGACAAGAUAUUCACGGGUCAUCAAGACGGCAAAAUCCGGGUAUGGAAAUUAUCCGGUUAUAGAAAGAACAAUUACAAGCGAGUCGGGAGUUUGCCAACCACCAAAGACUAUUUGAAAAGCUCUAUGAAUCCGAAAAACUACGUGGAAGUAAGACGGCACCGGAACGUGCCGUGGAUCAAGCACUACGACGCCGUUUCAUGCAUGGGAGUCGACGUCGUCGGAGGUUUCCUUUAUUCCGGUUCGUGGGAUAAAACCUUCAAAGUUUGGAGGAUAUCGGAUUCGAAAUGCAUGGAGUCCAUCGCCGCCCACGACGACGCCGUGAACUCGGUGGUUGUCGGGUUCGACGGGUUGGUGUUCACCGGCUCCGCCGACGGGACGGUGAAGGCAUGGCGGAGGGAGCUGGUGGGGCGGAACACGAAGCACGUGCUGGUGGAGACAUUGUUGGCGCAGGAGAACGCGGUGACGUCGCUGGCGGCCAACGGAAAAGCCGGGGUGGUCUAUGCCGGUUCGUCCGACGGGUUGGUCAACUUCUGGGUGCGGGAGAAGCACUUCGUGGCGCACGGCGGCGUCCUGAGGGGGCACAAGAUGGCGGUGCUGUGCCUGGCCGCCGCCGGGGACCUGGUGUUCAGCGGGUCGGCGGACAAGAGCAUAUGCGUGUGGAGGAGGGAAGCCGGUGGGGUCCACGCGUGCAUUUCCGUCUUGACCGGGCACAGUGGUCCCGUCAAAUGUCUGGCUGUGGAAGAAGAUGCGGAAUACGAGGAGGAGAACAUUAACGGUGAUGAUCGGAGGUGGAUACUCUACAGUGGAAGUCUGGACAAGUCGGUUAUGUUAUGGAGAGUUAAUAAUAACGCGCCGCCCAUCAAGUAAAUCAAAACUUGGGUUUGAAGUUGUUUUGAAGACAUACGCGCCUCCGUAAUGGUUGGUUUUGUGCGGUCCCCACACCGUCCAAGAAAGGAGCCGGGGACCGGUAGGUUGAUGCUGAUCGCAGGUGCGGUCCCCCUUCCGGAGAGAAAAGAAGAUUUAGAAGUGCGUAGGGUUAGCUUGGCUGUUAAGUUUCAAAUAUUCAAUCUAUUUUGAAAUGGAAACUUUCUACAUCUCCAAUUCAAAGUUGAAGAUGUUUCUUGUGUAUGAACAUGUUUCUUGUGUACAGUUGGAUAUAUAUCUUCAUUCCUUCAUUAUACUUACAAAAACUGUAGAAAAGUUGAAGAAUUUUGACUCUAGAUCGUUGGAUUCAAGAUUGUCUAAUAGUACAGUUUUUGUUUGAGAUUGUUCUAGUGACUGAUGAAACACUCAACAAACAUAACGAAAGGCUCAG